CAUCAUUCUUAAUCUUACAUACUGCCACCUACUGCUAUGGAGUGAAAAGAACAACUGCAGGAAUGUGUUUAUCUGUUGAUGUGUGUAUGCUAGUGAAUAUACAUAAAUUUGUAUUGCAUGUAGGCGUUUGCGUAUGUGCACGGCCGUGGCUCUCAUGUAUGAGUAGGCGCCUGCAUAAAUGCAUGCUGUUACAUUGUAUUUGUGUGUGUGUGGACAUAAUUAUGAGCUGAUAUUCUGAGCCAGUCAGAUGUUAAUCUACUCCCACAUGUGAAAACAAAGAGCGUGUUUCUACAAACACAGACCACAUCAGCUCGGACACACGCAGAACCACUUCUCUGACACAGAAGGAUCCAAAAACUGCUCUUCUCCAAAGUUGCCAAGAACCUCAUUUUGGAUAAACAAACAGGAGAAACAUUUUAUUUAAUAAAAAUAAAAACAUUCCUGAAACCCGAAGCACCUAACGACACUGUUUAAUUCUACACCAGUCAUGGCAAACACUGGCCUUCAGGUGAUGGGUCUGGUGCUGGGCGUGGCAGGCUGGGCGUUUGGGAUUCUGGUGUGUGCCACCCCCUGGUGGCGUGUGUCAGCAUUCGUAGGCGAUGAGCUGGUGGUGUCUCAGGUGCUGUGGGAGGGGCUCUGGAUGACCUGCCUGUCACAGUGGGGGCGUCUGCAAUGCAAAGUCUACGACUCUGGCCUCGCCCUCACAGGCUCCACCCAGACGUGCCGCGCCCUCUGCGUGUUGUCCCUCCUUCUCUGUUUCUUUGCCCUCCCACUCUGCGUGGUGGGUCUGAAGUGUACGCGCUGUCUGGGCGAUGCGCAUGAGUCUAAAGCUCGGCUGGUGCGGGCAGGGGCGAUACUUUUCCUCCUGGCUGCGUUUUUUUUCCUUUUACCGGUGUGCUGGACCGCAUAUGUCGUGAUACGAGAUUUCUACGACCCGAAUGUCGCCGCCCCGCUUAAACGUGAACUAGGACCCUCCCUCUAUCUGGGAUGGGGUGUGACUGUGCUGAUGCUGGUGGGCGGGGCUGUUUCAUAUCUAGGCUCCACCUCCCCUGGGGUUCCAGCCAUGCCUGUUUUUGGAAGACGGGGGAAAGUGAACCCUCCACCCACAACCACAGAGAGUAAACCGGAGAAGGUGUUUGUGUAAAGGAGCAUUUGAGGACUUCAUCCUAGAUAAAUUGAGGUCAAGCAUAUCUUAAAAGAUUUAAUCUGCAGAAAUUGAGAGAUAAAUCAUUUCUGGACGGCCCAUAAAACAAUAGUUCACCCAAAAAUGAAAAUUCUGUCAUUAUUUACUUACUUUAAUGUCUUUCCAAAACUGUAUGACUUUCUUUCUUCUGUGGAACAUAAUUUUAAUUAGUUUUGAAAAUGCAACAGUUUAUAGUGAUUUACAAUGUUGGGUGGAACUUGAUACUAUCCAUUCAGAAAAUAUUGGAAUUUGAAGAAUAGUCUCAACAAUACUUGUUGAAAGAGAGAGAGAGAGAGAAAAAAAAAAUAAUAAGCCACAAAAGUUACUUCAGAGGUGGACCAGUUAAAUAUAUUUUGAUGAAAGGUUACAAACACUUUUUUAUUCGGAUAAAAUGGAUGUUUCAUACUCAAUAAGACCAGAAACAUACAUUAAGAAACUAAAUAGGGGCCAUUUUGAUGUUAUGUUGACUUUAAGGUCUGUAAAUUGUUUCCUCUGAAUUUUUUUUUUAUUUGUCUCACAUAUUGCUUUUUGUUUAUUUGCUUUUGUCAGUGCUCAAUAUAAUUAAUAGUUUCAUAUUAUCUUGUAAUUGUGAAAUAUUUAUUUAUUGAUGUGUUAUAUUCUAUUAUGUGUCUAAUAAACCUAAUGUAAUAAUGUAUUUAGCAUGUGUUUAUGUGUGUUGUCUGUACAUGCAUGCUUGGUAUGUAUGUGUGUGUAAUGCGUUGGCAGUAAUCACACAACACAAUAGCAGAAG
Messenger RNA from Myxocyprinus asiaticus (Chinese sucker), 1934 nucleotides. RefSeq names its product claudin-4 (gene cldn31). The record is from RefSeq and is a predicted model, not a curated record. NCBI's taxonomy places the organism in Eukaryota, Metazoa, Chordata, Actinopteri, Cypriniformes, Catostomidae. Gene Ontology annotation, biological process: bicellular tight junction assembly; cell adhesion. Gene Ontology annotation, cellular component: plasma membrane; bicellular tight junction. Bases 488 to 1144 code for a protein of 218 amino acids. Gene Ontology annotation, molecular function: structural molecule activity. The transcript has 2 exons.